CUUUACGACAAACCGGCAUUAAAACUAUUAUAGGUUAGCUGUUCUUUUUUGUACUAAAUGAAAUUUUACGACUAUCUAUUAAUUUAAGUGCAAGUCGUUUGUAGUGAAUGUUGCAAAUAUGACAUUAAUGACUGUCAUAUGCAUAGGGUGAAUCACGCAGAAACUAAGUUAUUACGUUCUGUCUGUUUUAUUAUGGAUAUAUUUGACGAUUCGAUCGCCUGUCGCGUUUCACACGGUGGUCAUUUAAUGGGUUUCAUCUGUAAGCGAAGUAGAUCUGAAACCUGGGGCGAAAGAACCGAGCUGCUUCUCCGAAAACUAGUUUUUGAGCCGGAUCGCAACAGGUUCGUGAACGCAGCACAGGGAUCAGCUGUCAUCGGCAGGAAAGCCUCCGCGUGCGUCAACAUCGUGAAGUGCACAUGUGCCGUGGACGUUCAGAGGAGAGUCAGAACUGCCUGUGUUCUGGUAACAAGGAGGACCGGGAAAGCAGACGCCUUUAAGUACAGUCUUCUCACAGUGAGCUCCUCUGAUCAGCUGGAGCCACGCGUUGAGUUUAAACUCUCCUACCAGAUGACUGACAGGGUGAGCAUCCUUCAGGGCCCCACGGUGAUGUGGAUCCACGACAGCUGUAUCUUUUAUACAUCACUGCAGGCAGAAGGGGUUAGACAGAUUCCCAUUUCCAUGUCUUCCUGCGUUUUUGGAGAGCUUCCCCUCUGUAAACCCCAGGCCUUUAUUAUUGGACAGCCGGAGGGGGGUGCAAACAACCAGCCCACGAGCUCAACCCUGGCCUAUUUGGUUGGUGAUGGACAAGUGUUUGAUGGCACCAUGAUUUUACCACAUCCCUAUGUGGGUAUCACAGAGAGCAUCCUGGUGCUCCAAGCUGACCGAGCAGAUGCUGUGUUAAAAUGCAAUCUGGUUGCAGCAACUUCAAGUAAACAACUUGUUUAUUUUGAGAAUGGAAUUGCAAAGGAUGCCUGCCCACUGCCCUUUGAGCAAGCAGAAGACAUUCAAGUGGCUGACUUGGGAAGAAACGGCACCCUUUUUGUGUUAUCCUUCCGCCGGGGGAACGUUUGCGCCGUUUGGAAGGACACCUUUCAGGUAGCCUCCCAGUGGUCAUGUGUCAGCUCCGUCCACAUCGGUGACUUUCUUCAAUGUGGAACCGAUCAAUUGCUGCUAGUUUUUGAUGAUCAAGGAGUAUCAGAGGAGCUAAAGAAACAUUUUCUAAUCACUGACAUUUGUGGCAUUUUCUACGCUGGUGGUCAGGACCCUGACGUGCCAAAGAAAACGUUACCAUCUCCAGAGAACUCCCGUCUUACUCUUCAAGCUUUAGAAUCCAGAUUACAGAGCGGACUGAUUGUUCUUCAAGAUCUCCAGAAAGAAGAGAGAGUCAAGAACAGAGUCAUUCAUCAAGCACUCCAAGUCCUCACUGAUUUGGCCUCAGAAAGGAAGACCCUUAUCACCCAGCAUGAGCAGGAAGGUCUUAUUCCUCUGUGGGACUGUGACGAGGAGUCAAAGGAGCAGACCUCCACUGAUGAUCGGACGGAAAGGCCAGCAGUGUCUGCAAAACCCCGGAUUGAGAAGCUCUGGCAUCGGAUCACCGGAGAGCAGAUGGUUGUGGGAGUGACGCUGACCGCUGACUACACUGUACCACUGAGCACCGUGAGCUUAUCCCUUCUGUCAGAGACGGGCCAGAGCUCAACGCCUGCAGUAAUCCAGACUCGGAGCCAAGCGUUCUGGCUCACCGCGCCCUGCCCCCCGACACCAUCCACCUCCUCAUCUGCCUCCACGUUUUCGGAGCCUCCAGCCAAAAGAUGUAAGCAGCACGUUGCCAGCAAUGAUCUCAACACAUGCAGACUGGCUGUGACCGCAGUGACCAGGCUGGCGAAUCUGCUGAACUCUGGCUGUGUCAAGUGCGGCGUCACGCUCCAUUACUCGCAGAAAACAGAUGCUUCCUGCCUUGUGAGCAACUCAACAUCAGUGUUCCUGCACUGUGGUCAAGUUAUUGUAGACAUUCGGGAUGUUUUUCCAAGCCAGCUGCUGAAAAUCCCCCAGCAGCAAACAGAUGAGGUUAAGGAGGAUUUGCUGAGUCUGAUGGUGGUGCUGGAUCGCUGGGUCUUGCACAUCGACUCUCCAGACUACAGCUUGGGAGAUUUAGACGGCUGGCUUCAGAAGAAGUUGAGUUGCAAGAAGAUAGAAGCGUUCUCCCAGUACUUUCUGUUAGAGGGUCAACAACCAGCCACCCCCAUGCUGCUUUGCUGGAAUCAGAUCACUCCUUUCCAGGGUCAACUCAUCAUCCAUUCCUGCCACCUACAAAUGCUGCAGUUUUUGGAUUUGCUGUUGGCGUUCCUGCCUGCGUCCUGCCUCAUCCGGCCUGCCAAAUGCACAAGAGGUCAGAGGACGGCUCAAAUGUUUGCCAUGGCUUUGGAAAAGGAGGUGCUGGCUCUGAAAGAGGGCCUGUCAGAGCUGCUGUGUGAAGAAGAUGAGCAGGCUGGACAUUUGGUGAGCUCGGGUCCUGCGGAGGCGCUGCAGGGGCGCAGAGAGCAGUGGCAGCUGGACAGGGAGAGGAGCAGGAGGAGGUUGAGCCCCCUGGUGGACGUGGGGCGGUAUCGUAACGUGAUGCGAAGUCUCUCUCAGGUCCAGAUGGGUUCAGAUUUGGCAGCUGUUCUCUACACUCAGAAAAAUCUCCUCAGCUAAUAAGAAAUCCCGUCGAUAAGACCGCAAAGACAACAAACAGCAAUGCAUCAACUCCUCUAUUGAGACAGGAAAAAUCUUCAACGUGUUCCAGCCCAUUUUUUCCCCUGAGAAUUUCCAGCUCAUAUGGGUUCUGCCUGCAUUUCAGUGUGUGUGUCCACUCCUAGAAGUGUCGUGGGGUUUAAGUUGUCAAAUGUUUUGGAGAAAGCCUCAUCCUUCCUUAGUUUCACCGCUUUAAUCCUUGUGAUACCUCUCGGCUUAUUCCCAGCGGCCCCUUUCAGUUAUAAGAAACCUCUUUAAUAUCUGUCUGUUUCCUCUUCCAGGCUGUUCUCCAGAAAGUUAAAGGUGAUGGAAGCUUAAACCUAAAAGGAUUCACUACCAAAGGAAAACUUAAAUGCUACUUCUACAGAAUUCACCCUUUCUUAUGUGGAAGGGUUCAAAAAACAGCCUCAAUCUGCAGCGCAGUGUUAGUUUAACACAACGUCACAUUUUAUUAAUGUUUAUUAAUAGAAAAUGGCCGUUUUUGUUGGACCCACCUAAGUUUGUAAUGACCAAUUUUCCAUCCAAAAGAUAAGACUAUCGUUUUCAUUUCUAUUUUCACAGAGAGGAACCAAGUUUCUUUUGUUUUAGUAACAACUCCAUCUGUUUCAUUCUCAUCUGUGCCAGUACCUGCUGGUCUUAUUGCCCAAAAAAUGAUCAAGUAUCCAAAAAAAUACACAAAACAAUGGAUGAUGCUGACAAGUGCUAAUUAACAGUAGUCACACUGUUGAACUAACGAGUUCUGCAAAGGUGGUUUUCUUGGUUCUUGAACGCCUGCGACAUGAACAUUUUCUUUAUUUAACGGAUGAAGUGAGCAAAUGGCCGUGGAAAAAUGUUCAACAUUGUUUUUGACAUUUCCUAAAUAAAUGUGUUGUUUGUAAUCCGAUUACUUAUCUGUUAACUUCUUUUCAGUGCUUGUUAGGGGCCUCCACUAUGAGGUAAAACCAGAAAUUUAAAUGCAUUUAUCAAACUUUGAGGCAAUCAGAGGGUCUAUGUUGUGCUUUUAAUUUAAAAUAAGUCCACUGGUUAUUUUGCGUUGUAAGUAAUUUUAGAAACCCAGACAUUUUUAGUGUUCCCACUGAGAGGGGAGGUUGAUAAGAGAUCAAAAACUGGUCUUUUUGUUUGGUAGCAUUCAUACUUGUUUUUAGAUUGCAGUCAUAUUGAAUAUUAAUUGAUAUUAAUUUAAUCUUUUCUUCAUAGAUUUGAAUUAUUUUUUAUUUGUAUGUACAUUUCUGUUGUUGCGUAUUCAUCAUCUGUCCAACUUGUUGAGAAGCAAAAACAUAGCAUAAAAUAUGCUAUGUUUUUGCUAAUAUUAGUCUAAGAUGCAAAAAUAUUGACUUGAGUCUUCAGGAAAAAACAACUUAUAAAACAAAAUUUACUGUCUCACUUUGAAACACAUUGUUACCGUGGUGCAACUGUAUUAUAAAUAAUUAAUUUUUAAAAAAUUGCAUUCUUUCAAUGCAGUAAGAAGUCAUUUAAAAAAAUUGUAAACUACUAAGUGAGUUAUCUUCACCGUAAAGUUUUGUAAAUGAGCAAAAAGUGUUCGAGAUGUCGUGGAAGCAGCCGUUUUGAAAUGAGCAGGAAAAGCUCUUCUACUGCCUCUAGUGGAAGGAUGAUGAACUGCAGGGCAGAAAACGGACAAAGUUGUUUACAACGGGUUUGUAAGGACAGUUUGGAAGUUAAUCAGAUAGGGGUCUCAGAAAUGCGUGUAUCAAAUAUGACAUUACUUGUAAUAGAGACAAGAGAAUUCAUAAAAUGAUACUUAUAACCAAGUUUAGCCUCUAUAUUUAUUCUUACCUCAAUUUAAAAAUCUGUAUAUUACAUAAUGAAUCUUUCACACCUGUGCAUCUUAAAAAGGUUUGAUUAUGUAAAGUUGUUACAAAUGCAUUCAGUGAUUUACUUUUCUUUUCAAACCUGAUGAUAUGCAAUCAGACGUUAAAAUGUCUUCCUAUCUGAAUGUGUAUUUGGCCCCAGAGCAAGAAUAAAUCCUGAGAACAAAGCCAAUGGCUCCCGGGGCUGAUGUAGAUAUAUUGGGAAGAGGACAGAAAUAACAUAAUAAAUAAGACUCAACCAAUAGCAGAGUCUUCCACUGGACAAAGCAGACCAUCCACCAUUUCUAAAACACACUGUGGUGAAUAACAGCUUUAUGCUUUAACCAUCAACAGCAAAUCUCCAUGAUUGCCUGCAUUUGCAUUUGAGCUCAAUAAAAACCCAUGCAUGUGGAUUACUUUGUCAUUCAAUUCAGAUACAAAUUUCAGCCUGAAAUUUGAGAGAGUCAGUAUUUUGUCUCAUAAAGGUAACAUUUGUAAAAAAUAAAAUGAAUAAAGCAGAGCUACAUGG
Oryzias latipes (Japanese medaka) is the source of this 5067-nucleotide messenger RNA. RefSeq names its product FA complementation group B (gene fancb). The record is from RefSeq and is a predicted model, not a curated record. Gene Ontology annotation, cellular component: Fanconi anaemia nuclear complex. Gene Ontology annotation, biological process: negative regulation of double-strand break repair via homologous recombination; positive regulation of double-strand break repair via homologous recombination; interstrand cross-link repair. NCBI's taxonomy places the organism in Eukaryota, Metazoa, Chordata, Actinopteri, Beloniformes, Adrianichthyidae.